UGGCUUUGACCAACAUUUAACCAUCAAUUGACAUUCUAACCAUAUUUCUUUCUUUUAUUUUUUUUCCAAAUGUAGGUAUUGGAGCCAUAGCAAUGCCUCACCUGUUUCAAACCACCCUGUCCCCCCUCAUAAAUAACAAAUAGUCCCUCACCAUCUUUGAAUAAGCUGAUGAUAGAAGUAUCAUAGGCCUGAUAACCAAAAACCAGGACCACGGUUAAGGAGAGGGGCCAAGCAGUCACUUGGUGCCACAAGAACAACCUCCUGCUCAACACAUCUGAAACCCAGGAACUGAUCAUUAAUUACAGGCGUAGCAUCUCACCUGAAUCUGUCAUACACAUCCAAAAUGUCAUUGGUGACGUAAAGAUGAAAGGUUGUCCUGAAUGUGGGUUUAAAGGAGCCGUCCCAACUAAACUGGUCAAGCAGCCCUUUGGUGUUCCCGUCUUAUGCCCUACAUACAGUAAUAACUAACCACCUCAGGAUUUAUUUGUGUUAAUUGCAGACAAGAAUUCUGUGACACCCUCUAUUGUUCCAGAUUGAACGGUGUCAUUACUCAAGAAAUGAUACCUAACCCUCACACAGUAUAUACAGCUCAGCGCAACUCAAGGCUCAUCAGUAGCCUGCGCGCUCCAUCAAGAGAUGGGGCUUUUGACGGCUGUGUUAGUUGGCGGCGGUGCAGCGGGUGCCGUGGUCGCAGCUCCUCUUGUUCUGACUGGUGCAGGUUUCACUGCAGCUGGAAUAGCAGCAGGCUCCAUUGCUGCAAAAAUGAUGUCAGCUGCUGCAAUUGCUAACGGCGGAGGAGUGGCAGCAGGAAGUCUGGUGGCUGGUCUGCAAGCAGCAGGUGCUGCUGGUCUGUCAGGAGCUGCCACUGCAGCUGUGGGCGGCACUGGAGCAGCACUGGGAUGGCUGGCUGCAAUCAUCAUAUGAAAAUCAUGAAGGAACAAGAUGGAUAUCUUUACUUUUGCCAAAUGAAGGUGGCAACUGCAUCUGAUAUCUGUUCACUUGUGAAGUAACACUUUUGUCAUCUCAGGCUACUUAGCUGAUAUGUGCAAUAAAUCUGUGUUACCUUUAAAAGA
Epinephelus fuscoguttatus (brown-marbled grouper) is the source of this 1073-nucleotide messenger RNA. RefSeq names its product interferon alpha-inducible protein 27-like protein 2A. Gene Ontology annotation, biological process: apoptotic signaling pathway. Lineage: Eukaryota; Metazoa; Chordata; Actinopteri; Perciformes; Serranidae. Bases 637 to 924 code for a protein of 95 amino acids. The record is from RefSeq and is a predicted model, not a curated record. The transcript has 4 exons. Gene Ontology annotation, cellular component: mitochondrion; membrane.